AUGGAGGCAGCAGUAACAGAGUACCAGAAGCUUCAAUCUUCCUUCCAGACCGCCGUCGAGGCGCGCCAACAGCUCGACUCGCAGCUGCGCGAGAACGAACAGGUGGCCAAGGAGUUCAGCAGGCUCACGCAGAACAACGAGGUGUACAAACUCAUCGGACCCGUACUCGUCAAGCAGGACCAGGUCGAGGCAAAGACCAACGUCGACAAGCGCAUCGAGUUCAUCAAGGGCGAGAUCGAGCGCGUAGAGGCUCAGAUCAAGGAUCUCAACGAAAAGACCGAAAAGAAGAAGAUCGAGAUCGUCGCUCUCCAAACAAAGGCACAGCAGGACGCUUCAGCUGCAGGUGCUGGAUCCGCCACCGCCAUCUCGGCCUAA
This is a messenger RNA of Moesziomyces antarcticus, 375 nucleotides long. RefSeq names its product prefoldin subunit 6. The coding region runs from base 1 to 375 and encodes 124 amino acids. Gene Ontology annotation, cellular component: prefoldin complex; cytoplasm. NCBI's taxonomy places the organism in Eukaryota, Fungi, Basidiomycota, Ustilaginomycetes, Ustilaginales, Ustilaginaceae. Gene Ontology annotation, biological process: protein folding; chaperone-mediated protein complex assembly. The transcript has 4 exons. Gene Ontology annotation, molecular function: protein-folding chaperone binding. The record is from RefSeq and is a predicted model, not a curated record.